This is a messenger RNA of Lodderomyces oxycetoniae, 546 nucleotides long. RefSeq lists its product as uncharacterized. Lineage: Eukaryota; Fungi; Ascomycota; Pichiomycetes; Serinales; Debaryomycetaceae. The transcript has a single exon. The coding region runs from base 1 to 546 and encodes 181 amino acids. The record is from RefSeq and is a predicted model, not a curated record.
AUGUCUGGUGUGAAAAUAAGCUUAAAAAAGAAACUGGGACCAAAGAAAUUAUUGCGUCUGAAAGAAGAAGAUACACUACUGGACAAAAUCCCCAUUGACUCAUUCUCAAAGGAAAAAUCAAAGCCCAAAGCUAAGCUUGUUAUAAAGCCAAACAGUAUUUGCAAUUCUUUGCAACAAGAAACAGCACCUAAACUUGCAUUUGGGUUAACUGAAUUUGAACCAACCGAGAUGAAAACGAAUGAAAUAUCAUCAGAAUCAAUUGUCAGAAAACGCAUUUUUGUCGAUUCUGAUGAAGAAAGCGACUCCGAACAAGCAAUUCCAGUGGAGGAGUUCGGAGCAGCAUUUUUAAGAGGAUUCGGAUGGGAUGAGACAAAAGAAGAAGAAAAAGGAGAAGAAGAAAAAGAGACAAAAGAGUCCAUUACAUUUGAGCAUAGACAGAGAGGCUUGACAUUAGGUAUUGGAGCUAAAACGAAUAAUCCAGAUUUGAUUCAGGAACUCCAUAAAGAGCAAGAAAUCCCACUAGUGAAACGUGAUGUAAAACGUUGA